CCAGCCUGGCCCAUCCGUUGCCUCCACAUCAAGUCCCCCCAUGGGCUCCGUUGUAACCCUCCGCACCCCUCUCUGCAGAGAUAUAGCAGCCAAUCGGCGGGAGCUGGCCCACCUGCGCAUCACCCACGUCCUCAACGCCUCGCACAGCAAGUGGCGAGGAGGCGCCGAGUUUUAUGAGGGCACCGGCAUCCGCUACCUAGGCAUCGAGGCCCACGACUCGCCCAGCUUCGACAUGAGCCCCUACUUCCACCCCGCCGCCGACUUCAUCCACCAGGCGCUGAGAGAGAGAGGAGGGAAGAUCCUCGUCCACUGCGCCGUCGGGGUGAGCCGCUCGGCCACCUUGGUCCUCGCCUACCUCAUGAUCCGCCAACGCAUGACCCUGGUGGAAGCCAUCAAGACCGUCAAGGACCACCGAGGCAUCAUCCCCAACCGGGGCUUCCUGCACCAGCUGGUCUCCCUGGACAACUCCCUCCGGCUGAAGCGGCGAGUGUGAGCGGGCAGGGGAGGGGGCGCUGUUCGGUGCCCGGUGCUCAGCCUAACGCUGCUGCUGACCGAGGAGCAGACACGCGGCAAGCACAGGGCGACUCCCACGACCCCGAGCCACCUGCCCGGUGGAGUCCACAAGGAGUGGGAGCUAUACAAAGGGGUCCCCGCCCUGCAGCCCUGCGGUCUAGAGAGGCCUAAUAUUCUUCCUCCUUCCAGCCUGCGAGAUGUAGCGUGUACCCCACAGGGACUAUAAUCCUGUCUCAGGCUUCUUCUGCCCCACCCCAACCCUGCUGGCUCCGGGAAGCCCUCGCGGGUUGGUUCUGCCAACGGGCACACCCAGGCACCACGCCAGCCCUUCCUGCCAUUCCUGCGAGAUUCUAGCUGCGUGCAUUUCUUUGUGGCCAUGUGAACCAGGCAUGGGCCCCAGGGAACAGGGCCUUCUGGUGGCAUUGACUUUGGGUGCACUCGGUGUAAAACUUUUCCCUGUAAGAAUAAAGCUACCCCAGAGGAAAAACAUCUGUGGUUUGGAGCGUGUUUGCCCAGACCCCCAGGGGUGGGGAACAGGCCGAAUGCGGCCCCCGGCAUGCCUGGGUCCGGCCCCUGAGCCUCAGAGCUCCCCCCACCAGCAAUGGGGAGCCCGUGGGACUGGGACAUACAAAAUCUACUCACUUGGGCCCCAGACUCUGGUGUGCGAGGUCUUUCUCCUUCUCAGUCGGGGCCACCUCUAUGACAAUUUGUUUCUCUUUUUUGCUUCUCGCUUGUGGGCGGCCCCCGACUAAUUUUUCUGUGGGUCAGCAGCCUCCGGCCCAAAAAAGUUUCCCUGGUCCUGUUUUAGACUGUGUGGAUUCAGGGACCGCAUCCCACUGUGGAACAGAAGCGCUGCUGCCCUAUCGCUGGUAGCUCCGGGCGCAAUUUACUGGCACUACAGGGCAGACAAAGGUCCAGCCGACCAGCAGGGUACCCAGAUACUUAAAAAAAAAUGGUGAACAUGGCGGGGAAAAAAUUGGUUGAGCAAAAAAAAAGGGGGGGGGGGACCAAAGCUGUUGAGCAAAAAAAAAAAAGGCAAAAAAGGAAGAGUCACUGCGCCUUUAAAUCCCCGUGCUCACCGCUCCCCCUGCCCCCAUCAGAUACAGCAGAGGGGAUGGGGAUUGACAAUCUGGGGGGAGCAGCCCUCCACAACCCUGCUCAGAUGGGGGCUGGGCAAGUCUGUGGCACCAUAUUGGUAGCAUGGCCUCAUUCUAGAAGAGUAUUUAUAAACAGGCUGGGGGGGAAGGCUGAGUACAAUGAGCUGGCGGCGCAAGCUUUGUCCUGGUUUUGGUGGGGGGCCAGGGGGCCGUUUCUGCAGAAGUCUGCUGACACCGGGGCUGGAUUCAGACAUGCAGAGGCCCUCAGCUAUGCCCCGUUUAAGCGGCCCCCCAGCAUUACCACAAAAAGGUGCACUAUUCUACCAGAACGCACAAUGGAAAUAGAAAUCAUAAAGUUUUAUGUUUCCAUAUUUACCCGUAAAUAGGCAGAGAUGCAAUUAAAACCUAGUCAUUUUUUUUUUUUAAUUUAGAGGCCCCUUAUAAUCGGAGGCCCUAAACUGAGAUUUAUUUAGCUCGUGUAUAAAUCCGGCCCCGCCUCUGUGGGCCCCUAGGCCAGGUGUGGAGGGGGACAGCUCCAUGUCCCUGGAAAGGGCGGGGCCUGCAGAAGAAAGGGCGGGGCUAGGGCAGGUAGCCCUUAGCCCCACCCCUUCCCAGCCUCACAGCCUCCCAGUGCAAACUCCCACCACCUCAGGCUGCCCUACAAGCCAUCCAGAGCACUCCGUGUGGCACUCCGGCCACGAUUUAAAGGGCCCAGGGUUCCAGGUGCCAGUGGCAGGCCUGCCUCAGGGCAGUCACUAGCUAGCAGCAGACUCAGCAGAGGGAAAAGAUUGACGGGCCACGGAGCCUAAACCCCCCGACCACGGGACAGAUCAAGACCCACCCCACAUCUGCCAUAGGCCAGGAUUGCUUCCAGCUGCAUUCAUUGCAGCCCUACUCAAAAGCAUCCCUGCACAAACUUGGGGUGCCGUACUACCAGUGUCCACAAGGGAGCAGCACCAGACCGAAGAGUAACCCUCCCUCGCCUGCUCUUCACUUGGACGGGGUUUCAGAGGUAGCCAGGUUCAACAGCCAGGAGCCCGGUGGCACCUGACAAAUGAACCGUUUUAUUAAUGGCCCCAGCUUGCGUGAGCCGCACCCCACCACGUACAUCUGAAGGGAGCUGCGACUCACGAAAGCGAAUGUUUUGGACCCGGUU
Messenger RNA from Pelodiscus sinensis (Chinese soft-shelled turtle), 2766 nucleotides. The record is from RefSeq and is a predicted model, not a curated record. NCBI's taxonomy places the organism in Eukaryota, Metazoa, Chordata, Testudines, Trionychidae.